AUGGACGAGAAGGACAUCAUUAGUGAUUUUAGUGAGAGCAAUUCCAGUGGAGUGAAGUGGCUGAAAACCAGACUGCCGAGUGUCAGAGAGAAUUCUUCGGAGAGCCACAAUUGUGCCAAAAGCAUCUUGACCUCAGACAGGCUCCAGGUAGUUGUGAUGCUUUCCGAGUUCUUCAAUGAGACCUGGGAGGCAGCCAACUGUGCAAAUUGCUUAAAGAACAACAGUGAGGGCUUAUCAGAUUCUACUGAAGAAUUCCUGGAAUUAUUCAAUAAAUCUCUGACAUGUUUUGAACAAAACCUGCAGGGAGAAGCUCUCGACCUGCCGCCAAGCAACUACACCGAGGUGUGCAAGAACUGCAAUGCCACCUACAGAAUGCUGAACGAGCGCUAUAACUACCUGCAGCGGAUGAACCGGCAAGGCGGCGAGGCGGGACACUCAGCACACUUGUGCAUAGACGUGGAAGAUGCAAUGAACAUCACUCGGAAGCUUUGGAGCAGGACUUUCAACUGCUCCGUGCCCUGCAGCGACACAGUCCCAGUGAUUGCGGUUUCAUCCUUCAUCCUCUUCUUGCCCGUUGUUUUUUACCUGAGCAGCUUCCUUCACUCCAAGCAGAAGAAGCGCAUCCUGAUUCUGCCCAAGCGUAUCCAGUCAAAUGCCAGUCUCGUGAACAUCCAAGAAAAAUACAGCUGAGCUGCAAAACAAAACCUGAGAACUGCUGCUGGUAUACAGUGGGUACAAUUGUGUUGGAAUGAGGCCGGCACAAAAGAGGAGUUAAUUAUGGUUUAGUAUAAUGAUACAGAGCAACACAAGUUAAACAAAAUGCUGUCUGACUUCUAAGCGGGGAUAUUAACAAACAUGACAAGGCAGGGCUGUGUGACACUGUAUGGACUCUGGUUUUGAAAAUUGUGUGUGUUUUUUCAGGCUCAGGCUGAAGGUGAUGCUUUUUUCUGUCUCUUAAGCUUUUGUAUUUCUCAUCAGCAGAGUAGUUGCAUUUCCCUUGCAUGCUUUUUUCCUCUUUGCUUUUCCAUAUUUAUUUCACAAAAAUCUGUCGCGCCGCUGCCUACCUUUCUGAACUGAGAUCCUUAGUCUUUCCAAGGUGAUUCUUGCAGAAAGGAAAAGCUUGAAAUUAUUUUUGAUGUUCCUGUUUGAAGUGUUACGUUUAAUUCCAAGCAGCAGUCAGUCUUGUCAGAUCUUGGAUGUAUGGGAGACCACUUAAAAAAAAAAAAAAAAAAAAGUUGUUGCUAUUUCUAAUACCUCUCUCUAAAGCCAUGCUGCUGAAUUGAUUGUGAUGGUCUCUAAAAAGCAUGAAGCAUGCAGAGGAAGUGGUAAUAUAUUAUGUCCAACGCCAGCAACAAAAGCAACAAAACUGCCAGUGCUAGACAUGAAUAGUAAUCAUUGAUGACUACAGUAUUCAGCUAUCUCUGAAACAGGCAGCAUAUUUAGGCACUCGCACGCUUAAACCACUAAAAUCACUGCUUUUCAAAUGUUAAAUUUUCAGAGGCUUAUUUUAGAUGUCUGCCUGUGCAACUGAAUGCUUCACUGUGUAUCUCUAUUGAGUUGUUUCCUUUCCCUUUUCAAUUAUAAAGUCUAUUUUCUAUGAUUCUUUUUUUUCCCCCUCUCUUUUGCUUUGGAAAAGCAGAAGUGAGGUAAAGCAGAGACACUGGAGAUGUUGAAUUUCCUGCUCUAGAGAAUUUUUCUGGCUCACAGAGGUAUGAGCAUGAAUUACUGUAGAGAAGAUGUCAUAUUUUAGCAGCAAAUGAAUCAGGACUUUGUCUAACAUAAAAAUUGUCCUGAAGAACUGUGGUGGGAGUUGAUGACUUUCAAGAAACACGUUUGAAAAUUGACCCUGUGUAGUAGAUGAGUAGAUUGAGCCUUGCACUAGCAGAAUAACUGCAGGGAUGAGCGGUGCUCCUGGCGCUGUGUGGACACGGUUCAGCCGUAGCAAUACCAACAGUAUUGGUGGUGCUGAUCUGGGAGAGUGCUGGAUUGAAACAGCUCAUAGUUGCACUUAAACUUAACAAAUACCAGAGCCUUUGCUCACAUUUGUAUGUGUUUCGUAACUGUGAGAUUAAAUGUGAGUGGCCAUAUUGGCUGAAAAAAUGAGUUUCUCUGAGAGUCUGUGCUCACAAACUUCUAUCACAAACUUACCAAAUAGUCUUUUGUAUUUGACUUGCUGUGGGACUUAAUCUGCUGAACUUUUCCAGUGCACAAAGGCUGAAUAAAUACCCAACAAAACAGUCCUAAAGCUCUUCAAGUCACCGAUUCUGUUGGGGUUUUUGAAAUUUGGACAUACCGUGAGUUUGAAAGUCACGUUAAAGUGUGUUUAGUGUUAAGUAAAAGAGUGUGAUAGUUUGUCUCACCCACAUGAUUACUUUAUUGUGUUUUGCCUCUAAGAGUACUUAUUGCCCUCUGUUUCUCGUGGGAAUUGCUGGGUCAACACUCAGCUUGUUCUGGGUAGUUUGUGACAGCAAUAGAAAAUGGUAUUUGUCUUGCUUAGCACGUGAAGUUGUCUUGUGGCUGAGAGAGGCACGCUGCCUUAAAUGAAAAUGUUAUUUUUGCAUCUCUUAUUCUUAAACUUUAACUUCGGGGGACUUACUCAGCUGCCUCCCCUAAUAGCAUUACGUUGAUUUGGGGCAUCAUAUGAUUGAGGGCUGUUCAAAGCAAUCUUUCAUUCAUGCAGAUAAAGCCAAUUUGUAUGUGCAGCGUUUCAGAAUGACAGCUUUUAUACUGUAAGCAGUGGCUUUUUGAGCACAUUCAUGUUAAGUAGGUCUGAAAGUCAUUACUUCUGGAUAUGGUGGUUAAGCACUUUAUUAUUUAAAAAAAAAAAUCAGCUUUUCUUACAUCCCUGGCUGCUAAGCUAAAAGGAAAUACUCAUGUGAUUUUUGUUGUUGUUGUUUUUUAUUUUAAAGCAACAGUAAAGUUUGCACUUGGUUUUUGAUCUUGCAUCUCCUUUUUUUUUUUUUUUUCCCAGACUUUGUAGUACUAACUUUCUUUAUACAGUGUUACAUUUUUGUAGGCUAUUUCGUAUCUAAGUUAAUGUCUUUGCRCUCUGUUUCUCAGAGAAAUGUGGAAGCACACAGGCUGUGUGAAGGAGAACUAAAAUUCUUUUUGCUGCUAAUCUUUUCACCUUGG
This is a messenger RNA of Nothoprocta perdicaria, 3132 nucleotides long. It is a transcript of the gene OSTM1, whose product is annotated as osteopetrosis associated transmembrane protein 1. The transcript is spliced from 6 exons. The record is from RefSeq and is a predicted model, not a curated record. Bases 1 to 690 code for a protein of 229 amino acids. Gene Ontology annotation, cellular component: cytosol. NCBI's taxonomy places the organism in Eukaryota, Metazoa, Chordata, Aves, Tinamiformes, Tinamidae.